AUGAAACUUAUACCUUCAGUAUACCUUCUUAUUAAUCCUAAUAAUUCGAAUACUACAUUUCACUCUGAACAACUUGCUAUCUUUAUUAGGCUUGAAUAUUUUGUGAACACAUCUUCUUUAAUGCAUAUGCCUGAUUUAUUAAUCUUUGUUAACAACCAAGAUUUUGCUCCUGUUUUAUUAAAAGAAAAUAAGGCUCUAGAUCUUGAUUAUUUAACUAUCUGCACACAUGCACCAUAUCAAAGUGCAUAUAAUUCUGUAAAAAGAAGCAUGGCUUUCUUAUCAGAAAAACUUACUGGUAUUACUCUGCCUAUAGAUGAAUAUGGUGUGCAUUUAGAUUCUCAAAAAAAUGUUGUCAAUAAAGAGUUAGCACAAUAUAAUUUUGAAUUUUCAGAAAAUAGGUUAUGUGAACUUUGGAAUAGAGAUAAUAUAUAUGAUAAACCUGUAACAGUAUACUAUGUUGAUCAAAUUAGUCAACCAUUUGGUGAUAUUAAUCAUCAGUAUUGUCAUGAAUACAAAACUUCUAAUGCAGCACUUUUACUGGUCCAAAAUAAUGGAUUCCUUCUUCCAAUUGCAAAGGAAUAA
Cetraspora pellucida is the source of this 582-nucleotide messenger RNA. Lineage: Eukaryota; Fungi; Glomeromycota; Glomeromycetes; Diversisporales; Gigasporaceae. The record is from the annotation of a GenBank genome assembly.